Messenger RNA from Fukomys damarensis (Damara mole-rat), 1202 nucleotides. RefSeq names its product coiled-coil domain containing 159 (gene Ccdc159). Lineage: Eukaryota; Metazoa; Chordata; Mammalia; Rodentia; Bathyergidae. The record is from RefSeq and is a predicted model, not a curated record. The transcript is spliced from 9 exons.
GCGCCAAACUCGGGAGGCCCAACUUCUGUCCAGUCCUCUGGUCUGGGACGCGGUGAGCAUCGCAGGGGCAAACUUCUACUCCCCUCUUGACCCCCUCCCUAGAAACCCUCGGAGGCCAGCUGUUCCAGGGCCAAAGGUAGGGAGGCUGAUGGGGCUGCAGGGGGAUGGAUGCGAGUUCCCACCUCGGCCCUGCACCCCGGCCUCGAUGACCCCCUCGUUGUCCCCUUGUCCCUGUGGUGCUCGCUGGGGCCUCUCUGAGCUCUGCUGACCUCCUCCCUGGGUCACCAGGACCUCCGCCCUCAGGCAAGGCCACCAGGAUGAUUCCAGACUCCCAGAAGCUCCUGUGGGGUGAACUAGAGUCACUCAAGAGCCAGCUACAAGCUCAGACCAAGGCCUUCGAAUUCCUGAACCACUCGGUGACCAUGUUGGAGAAGGAGAGCUGCCUGCAGCAGAUCAAGAUCCAGCAGCUUGAAGAGGUGCUCAGCCCCAAGGGCCGCCAGGAUCAGCAGGAGCUGUAUGGGGCCCUGGCCCAGGGCUUGCGGGGACUGCAGAGGACCCUGCGUGCCAGCGAGGAGCUGCAGUGGUCCCGCACGACUCGCUGCCUGCAGCUGCUGGCCCAGGAGAUCCGGGACAGCAAGAAGUUCCUGUGGGAGGAGUUGGAGCUGGUGCGGGAGGAGGUGACCUUCAUCUACCAGAAGCUGUAGGCCAAGGAGGACGGGAUCGCAGAGAACCUCUCAAACAUCCAGAAGAUGCAGCGAACGCAGGUGAAGGGUCGCGGUGGAGGUAAGGGGACCCUGCAGGAGGUCCUGACAAAGAUGCAGCAGCAGCAGCAGCAGCAGCAGCAGGGAUAUGAGCCAUCUGCCUGUCCCGAGGCCGAGGAGGCAGUGCCAGGAAGCGACGGCUGGAAGGACGACCUCCAGAAAGAACUGAGUGACAUAUGGUCCGCCAUCCGCGGGCUGCAGAAUUCCAUUGAUGGUCUUACCAUGUCCUCAGAGGCGCCCCGCGCGGCCUCCAGCCUCAGGGGCCACAGGGGACACCGGUGCCUGAGCCCUGGGCUCCCUUCCUGGGACACAGAGCCCCAUUGGGACCCGCCGCCUUUCAGCAAGAACGGUGCCUUCCCUUCCGCUUGAGCAGCCGGGGGCUGCUCGUCCUGAAGAGCCCUCCAGAGAGAAAAUAAACUCCUCACCCCGGACUCCUCUGCU